UAGCCUGUUUGCUGUUAUUUGAGGUUCCGAUGAAAUACAAACAGGGUGUCUGGUGGAGUCAGGCUGAGCUGAGAAUUUUUAAAGCUCAGUCAUAGCAGUACUGUAUUUUUACAAGAGCUUUGGUAUGUCAAGUGUGACAAUGCUCGUGAUAGUCCUAUGAGAAAUAGCCUUAUUCUACAGAUGACAGAAACAAGGGAAGUGACUUGACCUAGGCCACACAGUCAGAAGAAGGAGAACAGGAAUACAAACUCGGGUUUCAUGACAGGUUUUUUUUUUUUGUAUUAAGAGCUGCCUGAGAAGUCAUAUUCUGUGUACAGCCCAAGCCUUGCAAUUUGUUUUGAGAACUUUUUUUUUUUUUUAGACGAUUAAACAAGUCUUGGAGAACGAGUUUUGGAACUUCACAAGGAUGGAUACUAACUAUUAUUUUAUAAAAUGUGAGUUUACUGUGUUGGAAAUAACGUGGUACUACUUUUUUUUCAAAGCGUGAAAAAUGACAACAGCAGCCAGGCCAACUUUUGAACCUGCGAGAGGUGGAAGAGGAAAAGGAGAAGGCGAUUUGAGCCAACUCUCAAAGCAGUAUUCGAGCAGAGACCUACCGUCCCACACAAAGAUAAAAUACAGACAAACUACUCAGGAUGCCCCUGAGGAAGUUCGUAACCGUGACUUUAGGAGAGAAUUGGAAGAGAGAGAGAGAGCUGCUGCAAGAGAAAAAAAUAGGGAUCGUCCAGCCCGAGAACAUACCACCUCCUCGUCGGUGUCAAAAAAGCCUCGGUUAGAUCAGAUUCCUGCUGCCAACCUAGAUGCAGAUGACCCUCUCACGGAUGAGGAAGAUGAAGAUUUUGAAGAAGAAAGUGAUGAUGAUGAUGAUACUGCAGCACUUCUUGCAGAACUAGAAAAAAUUAAAAAAGAAAGAGCUGAAGAACAAGCCAGAAAGGAACAAGAACAAAAAGCUGAAGAAGAGAGGAUUCGUAUGGAGAACAUUCUGAGCGGAAACCCCCUCCUUAAUCUCACUGGCCCAUCCCAGCCUCAGGCCAGCUUCAAAGUUAAGAGAAGAUGGGAUGAUGAUGUUGUCUUCAAGAACUGUGCAAAAGGGUUAGAUGAUCAGAAGAAAGACAAAAGAUUUGUAAAUGAUACGCUGCGAUCUGAAUUUCACAAAAAAUUCAUGGAGAAAUAUAUUAAGUAGUACAGUUUUAUGUGCUUAAUUAAAGACUGUAAAACAUGAGGGCUCA
Molecule: messenger RNA, 1229 nt
Organism: Carlito syrichta (Philippine tarsier)
Lineage: Eukaryota; Metazoa; Chordata; Mammalia; Primates; Tarsiidae
Gene: CWC15
Product: CWC15 spliceosome associated protein homolog
Exons: 6
Coding region: 491-1183 (230 amino acids)
Biological process (GO): mRNA cis splicing, via spliceosome
Cellular component (GO): catalytic step 2 spliceosome
Molecular function (GO): RNA binding
Source: RefSeq, a predicted model, not a curated record